Fukomys damarensis (Damara mole-rat) is the source of this 1384-nucleotide messenger RNA. It is a transcript of the gene Ccr9, whose product is annotated as C-C motif chemokine receptor 9. Gene Ontology annotation, molecular function: C-C chemokine receptor activity. Gene Ontology annotation, biological process: G protein-coupled receptor signaling pathway; chemotaxis; immune response. The record is from RefSeq and is a predicted model, not a curated record. The transcript is spliced from 2 exons. NCBI's taxonomy places the organism in Eukaryota, Metazoa, Chordata, Mammalia, Rodentia, Bathyergidae. Bases 103 to 1176 code for a protein of 357 amino acids. Gene Ontology annotation, cellular component: membrane.
UUCAGCGGGGAGCUGCCGCUCACAGCGCAGAGCUCAGAGGCCUCCCCAGCCCCCAGUGGCAGCCCUCACCUCCCGCCUUCCCUCUCGAGCCUCCUAUCCAACAUGUCUGGGGACUACAGCUACGACUCCACAUCCCCUGUGGACGAUUACAUGACCUUCAACCUCACCGACCUCUUCUGCAAGAAAACCAACGUCAGGCAGUUUGCCAGCCACUUCCUCCCGCCCCUGUACUGGCUCGUGUUCGUCGUGGGCACCGUGGGCAACAGCCUGGUUGUCCUUGUGUACUGGUACUGCGCGAGAGUGAAGACCAUGACCGACACGUUCCUCCUGAACCUGGCGGUCGCUGACCUGCUCUUCCUGGCCACCCUGCCCUUCUGGGCCAUCGCCGCGGCCGACCAGUGGAAGUUCCACACCUUCAUGUGCAAGGCGGUCAACGGGCUGUUCCGGAUGAACUUCUACAGCUGCGCGCUGCUGCUUGUGUGCAUCAGUGUGGACAGGUACAUCGCCAUCGCGCAGGCCAUGAAGGCCCAGAUCUGGAGGCGGAAACGCCUCGUGUACAGCAAGACGGUCUGCUGUGCCGUGUGGGCGCUGGCCGCGGCGCUCUGCAUCCCGGAAAUCCUGUACAGCCAAGUCAAGAGGGAGUCUGGCGCGGCCGCCUGCACCAUGGUGUACCCCAGGGAUGACAGCGCCAGGGUGAAGUUCGCGGUCUUGACCCUGAAGGUCAUCCUGGGGUUCUUCCUGCCCUUCCUGGUCAUGGCCUUCUGCUACGCCAUCAUCAUCCACACCCUGAAGCGGGCCAAGAGGUCGUCCAAGCACAAGGCCCUGAAGGUGACCACCGCCGUCCUCACCGCCUUCGUCCUGUCUCAGGCCCCCUACAGCUGCGUCCUGCUGCUGCGCACCGCAGACGCCUACGCCGCGUUCAUCUCCAGCUGCGCCGUCUCCAUCAACGUCGACAUCUGUCUCCAGGUCACUCAGACCCUUGCUUUCCUCCACAGCUGCCUGAACCCCGUUCUCUAUGUUUUCGUCGGGGAGCGGUUCCGCCGGGAUCUGGUGAAAACCCUGAGGAACUUGGGGUGCAUCAGCCAGGCCCAGUGGGUCUCCUACACGAGGCGGCAGGGAAGCCUGAAGCUGUCGUCCAUGUUGCUGGAGACGACGUCGGGGGCGCUGUCCCUGUGAGGGAGGCCACGUCCUCUGGCAGUGCUGGGACAGGCAGGUCCCGCGUCCCCCACGGAGGGACCGGUAGGAACAAAGAGGGUAGGGACGAAGUGAGGGGGAAACGCAGAAAGGGGUGACUCUGGAGAGCACCGUCACGUUCAGCCUUAACUUGCCAAACCAGAGUUGCUCUGGAGGCCGCACUUUCCGGAGGACAGAGCAGCAGCCGCGA